Messenger RNA from Aaosphaeria arxii CBS 175.79, 2304 nucleotides. Its product is annotated as MFS general substrate transporter. NCBI's taxonomy places the organism in Eukaryota, Fungi, Ascomycota, Dothideomycetes, Pleosporales. The record is from RefSeq and is a predicted model, not a curated record. Gene Ontology annotation, biological process: transmembrane transport. Gene Ontology annotation, cellular component: membrane. The transcript is spliced from 4 exons. The coding region runs from base 446 to 2191 and encodes 581 amino acids. Gene Ontology annotation, molecular function: transmembrane transporter activity.
CACUUCGGCCCGUGGAGGGGGAAUAGCGCGUGGGAAAAGGCAAACGCGAUCACCUCCCCACCUCGAAACGGCAAAGCGGCUCCAGUUUAAAAGCGCGGAAGAGUUCCGGCCGUGAGGGAGUUAGGCGUUAUCGCCGGUCAGCAACUGUUAUUCUCCUCUGCGUGCGUAGGAACAGCCAGCGCGAGCGCCCUAUCCACACACCCCCCGGCCCCACGCCCUGUGGGUUGGGAGGGAUGGUGGAGGGAUGGAGGACUUUUUUCUUUAGCCAUGAGUCGUUCGUUGGGUCGUUGAUUCGUCCCUCGUUUCGCGAACGUUGACUCUUUCUCUCUCUCCUUCAUUCUCUUUUCUCCCCUUCGAUCCCCUCCCGUCGAAUUCGCCAAUCCGUGUCCGUUCGUUCGUUCCAUGGGAUAGAAAGCGCCGAUAUAUAUAGAGCGCCCUCGCGACAAUGGCAAUAGAAGAGAAGGAAUACAAAACGACCACCUCGGUGGAUCGAUCAACCGAGGCUGAGAUCGAAGAUGACGACGGCGACCAUUCAUCCAUCUCGUCCCUGUCGACGGACUCUCAAUCCUCAUCAGACGAGAUCCAGUCAAUCCACCAGUCGCUCAGUCGCAAUGCGGGUCUCGAAGAAGGGCUCGACAAGGGGGGUUUGGCGGCGAUCACGACGGUGACGACGAACAUGACGACCGACCCGCGCUUCGAGGUGGACUUCGAGGGCGCCGACAAUCCGCAGGAGUGGGACAUGAAGAGGAAGAGCGUCAUCAUCUUCUUCAUGUCGUUCUCGACGUUAGUCGUGGUCAUGUAUUCCACGAGCUACACGGCUGGUAUCCCGGGCAUGAUGAGGUCGUUUGGGAUCCACGAGAAGACGCCCGUCGUCCUGGGAGUGACUCUGUAUCUUUUUGGCCUCGCUCUCGGUUCAAUCGUGCUGGCGCCCUUGAGUGAAAUAUACGGCCGGAGACCCGUCUACCUGAUCGCCGUGUUCUGUUUCCUCGUUUUGAUAAUACCAUGCGCCCUGGCUAAGGACCUCGCCACCAUCCUCGUCGUGCGGUUCUUCGGCGCAAUCGCUGGAUCCGCAAUGAUAUCGAACGCCCCCGGUACCGUCAGUGAUAUCAUCCAGGAGGAAUGGAGGGCACUCGCUUUUUCAAUCUGGAGUAUAGGUCCGAUGAACGGCCCCGUUGUUGGGCCCAUCGUUGGUGGUUUCGUCUUCCAAUACAUGGGAUGGCGCUGGACAAACUGGGUCGUAAUGAUCGGGUCAGGAGUAGCAUGGGGCAUGGUCUGGCUCGUACCGGAGACGUACGCGCCCGCAAUCCUGCGCGCAAAGUCCGCAAAGAAGCGCAAGGAGACCGGCGAAGACCGCUGGUACUCCCGGUACGACGAGAAGAAAGCCUUCUGGCCUAUGCUGAAGGAGAACCUCAUCCGCCCAGUCGCCAUGGGCGUCAAGGAACCCAUCUGCAUCUUCUGGAACGUCUACAUCGCCCUCGUCUACGCCCUCCUCUACCUCUGCUUCGUCUCCUACCCGAUCGUCUUCUCCGAGCUCCGCGGCUGGAGCCCCGGGAUGACGGGCCUCGCGUACUGCGGCAUCGGCGUCGGGGGCGCCAUAACCGUCUGCUGCGAGCCCCUCAUACGCCGCUUCAUCAACUCGCACGCCCCGGACCCCUCAACCGGCAAGCCGCCCCCGGAAUCCAUGAUCUCCAUCGUCUGCAUCGCCGCGUUCCUCUGCCCGAUCGGCGAGAUGAUCUUCGCGUGGACAUGCACGCCCAACGUCCACUGGAUCGCGCCCAUCAUCGCGGGAAUCCCGUUCGGCGCGGGCAACAACGCGAUUUUCAUAUACGGCUCGAACUACCUGAUUCAUUCGUAUGGGAUAUACGCUGCGUCGGCGUUGGCGGGUAAUGCGGUGUUGAGGAGCGUUGUCGGCGGUGUGCUGCCGCUUGCUGGUCCCCAGAUGUACGCUACCUUGGGCCCCCACUGGUCCGGCACAAUGCUCAGCUUGAUCGAAUUCGCGAUCGUGCCCAUCCCGCUCGUGUUCUACCGCUACGGCCACAAGAUCCGCAGCAAGUCGGCGUUGAUCCGCCGUAUGCGCGAGGACAGGGAGAAGCUCGAGGCGAGGUUGAAGAAGGCGGCGGAGAGGGAGCAGAGGGCGAAGGCGAGGGAGGGGACGAUCGGAGGGGACGAGAAGAAGGAGAUGGAGGUUUGAUUGACUUGCUUACUGUUGUGUAAAAUCAUGGGGCAUUGUUUGGCGUUUGAGCGUUAUUGGAGAUACCAUUUUUUGCGGGUUAUGGGCUGGGUUGGUUGGGUGAGGGUUGGGUG